AAAAAUCUCCGGUAUGUUCUCCGGUCUUCCGGCCAAGCUUUUGGAUUUCAGAGCACAAUCGAGAUUCUGCAUCCUGCUUUCAUUGUCGCCACCACUCUCUCUCUCCCUCCCUCCCUCAAAAGCUCCGUCAACACACCCCAUCACAACCAUUCUUACUUAAUGGGCGAAUCAAGGGAGUUCCGGAACACCCUUGCGUUGAUCACUAACCUUUUUGCGGGAGUUCCAUCCCUUUCUCAAACCGCUGCUAGGUGGAUGGGUAGGUCGGCUUCACGAAUGUAUCUCUCCCAAAAGGAUCCGAUCAGUUGUUGGCGACUGGGAUUAAAACACAGCAGAAAAAACUAUUCUGUUUUAUGGGUUGCGGGUGUUCUGCUAUCUAUAUCGGGGCCUUAUUGUGAGAGACUAGCAUUCUUUAAUGAGAAAGGAAGGGCAGUAUUUGGGUGUGCAAUUGCUGACGAGGAAGAGUUAUCAGGUUUUGAAGCCCUCAAAAACAGCAGCUUGGGGUAAGAGGAGGGCAUGGAUAUGCAAGCAGUUGAGAAUGGUGGGUUUUGUUUUUGGGCUAAUGGGUUCGUUCUUCCUUCUUGAUUCUGUGAUGCUUACUGUAGUUCAUCACAUCAGUUUUCGCAAUGGUCACUUCCGCAGCAAAGAAUGGCAAAUGCAGGAUGGAGGGAGCGGAUAUGAUAUUAAUGUAGAAAAUACUGAAAAGCUGAUGUAUGAACGCCUUAUAAAUUUGGCCCAUUCUGCAUUGGCAAAGAAUGAAUUACAAGCGGAUCCAUUUUCACAAUGGAAGGAACCCUACGAGCAAGCAUCAUCAUGGAAACCAUGUGCAGAUAAAUCUAGCAGUGCUGUCCAUCAAGAAAAUGUCAUGAACGGCUCUGGAUUUAUCUUAGUAAGUGCAAAUGGUGGUCUAAACCAGCAACGCGUCGCUGUCUGUAAUGCCGUUGCUAUUGCUGCAAUGCUCAAUGCAUCUCUAGUUCUUCCCAAAUUUCUUUAUAGUAGUGUUUGGAAGGAUAAAAGCCAGUUUGGUGAUAUAUAUCAAGAAGAUUAUUUCAUAAGUUUGUUGAAGGAUGAUCUGAGAAUCAUAAAAGAGCUGCCUUUUCAUCUUCAAUCAUUGGAUCUGGAAUCAAUAGGCAGCCAGGUAAGUGAUAUGGACAUCAGGAAAGAAUCAAAACCUCUUUAUUUCUCCAAAGUUAUACGUCCUCUUCUGUUGCGAAAUGGUGUUGUUCACUUUCUUGGAUUUGGCAAUCGGCUUGCAUUUGAUCCAUUACCAGCCAAUCUCCAGAAAUUAAGAUGCAAAUGCAAUUUCCAUGCAUUCAAAUUUGUCCCAAGAAUUCAAGAGAUUGGUUCCUUGCUUUUGAAACGGAUUCGAAAAUAUAAUUAUAGGGUUUCUGAAUUGGACAAACAACUACUUGGAAAUCACAUGCCCAGCAGCUUGCUGGUUGGGAAUAACAGAUCUGGAAAACCUCUCAAAUAUCUUGCUUUACACAUGAGGUUUGAAAUGGAUAUGGUGGCAUACUCUGUAUGUGAUUUUGGCGGAGGAGAGAAGGAAAGAAGGGAAUUGCAAGCAUACAGGGAGAUUCAUUUUCCUACACUUGUCAUGCGGAUGAAAGAGAAUGCAUCCUUCUCCCCAGCUGAACUGAGGAAGUUAGGAAGGUGCCCACUGACACCAGAAGAAGCAGCACUGAUGCUUUCUGCUCUUGGCUUCAAACAGAGAACUUAUAUAUAUCUAGCUGGAUCGGAUGUAUAUGGAGGUAGAUCAAGAAUGCUUCCAUUCACCUCACUCUACCCAAACUUAGUUACAAAGGAGGAUUUUCUGACACCUAGUGAACUUGCUCCCUUCAGAAACUUCUCUUCUCAGCUGGCAGCUCUUGACUUCAUUGCAUGUGCCACUGCUGAUGUAUUCGCCAUGACUGAUUCAGGUAGCCAGCUCUCAUCCCUUGUAACUGGCUUCCGAACAUAUCAUGGAAGGGGUCGAGCCCCAACAUUACGGCCAAACAAGAAGCGUUUUGCCAAAAUUUUGUCCCAAAAUGGUACGUUAGGGUGGAUUGAUUUCGAAGAGAGAGUGAGGAAGAUGAUUGAAGAAAAUCAGAGAGUGCAGGUGAGGCCAAGAGGCCGCAGCAUCUACAGGCUGCCAAGGUCUCCAGGGUGUAUGUGUAAGGCCUCAGAACGAAACCUGGAGCAUCUGUAGCAUCCAUUGUUCCAUAGUGAAUUUGCCAAGUCUGAAAAAUUCUUCCAGCUUUUAUAUUGAUUCUUUUUGUAAAACAAUAAUGCCAUAUGGGAAACCUUUUGAUUCUUAGUUGUCUA
This is a messenger RNA of Dendrobium catenatum, 2301 nucleotides long. RefSeq names its product O-fucosyltransferase 8. NCBI's taxonomy places the organism in Eukaryota, Viridiplantae, Streptophyta, Magnoliopsida, Asparagales, Orchidaceae. The record is from RefSeq and is a predicted model, not a curated record. The coding region runs from base 413 to 2185 and encodes 590 amino acids. The transcript has 11 exons.